This is a messenger RNA of Fonsecaea erecta, 1503 nucleotides long. RefSeq lists its product as hypothetical. The transcript is spliced from 2 exons. The record is from RefSeq and is a predicted model, not a curated record. Gene Ontology annotation, molecular function: lipoyltransferase activity. NCBI's taxonomy places the organism in Eukaryota, Fungi, Ascomycota, Eurotiomycetes, Chaetothyriales, Herpotrichiellaceae. Gene Ontology annotation, cellular component: cytoplasm; mitochondrion. Gene Ontology annotation, biological process: protein lipoylation. The coding region runs from base 1 to 1503 and encodes 500 amino acids.
AUGGCUGCUCCUGACCUCGUCGAACCGGUCCUCCGUUGUCGCCGGGUCCAUGGUGGCAGCAUCAAACCCGACCCAAGUCCAACAUGGGACCCUAAAGAGCUGUCCCGCGUCUCGCAAGGAACGGGGCCUUUCAUUUUCCAUCUGACGUCGGACGAUCCAUAUCACAAUCUCUCGAUUGAGCACUUCCUGCUCACCAAGUCCCAUCCCGACUCGCACAUCCUUCUUUUCUACACCAACAGACCUUGUGUGGUUGUGGGCCGCAACCAGAACCCAUGGCUCGAAGCGGACCUGAAAAGGUUGCAAGAAGGGCUACCUGUUGAGAAGCAGGGGACCGGCGCGUUCAAAAGAGGAGGCGACAACGACACGGGGACGACAGGGUUGCUGAAGUUUCCUGAUAACCACAGCGAUAUGUCGCCAGAUGUCGUGCCCAUCGACCUCGUCCGCCGCCGCAGCGGAGGCGGCACUGUCUUCCAUGAUUCGGGGAACCUGAACUACUCCGUCAUCGUGCCGAACACUAAGGCUUUUAAGAGAAGCACGCAUGCUGAGAUGGUAGUGCGCGGUCUUGAGAGCCUUGCGAGUGCCAGAUCUGCGUCAUCGUCGUCCGGUGUCGACGGCGAGAGAUACAAUUUCGGCGCCGUUCGAGUCAACGAGCGCAACGACAUCGUCAUGCAAAAGCCAGAUGGAGCUGAGUGGUUGAAGGUCAGCGGCAGCGCGUUCAAAUUGACCAGGGGCCGCGCCCUGCAUCACGGGACAUUGCUCUACUCCAGCCCGUACGUGAGCAAAAUCUCCGACCUGUUGAGAAGCCCUGGGAGAGGCCUCAUCAGUGCCAAGGGGGUAGAGAGCGUACGCAGCAAAGUCGGGAAUCUCGCGUGGACACCGGAUCCCCACGAGAGGGAGGUGGUCAGAGCUGAGAUCAUGGAGGCCAUCACCAGGGAGUUCUGGAAGAUGUACGGAGGGGUUGACGCUCGCAAACCCGGGGUGGUCGAAAUCACCCUCGCAGCCGGUGCCGAACCGCGCAACGAGCUGGAUCCCGCAAUAGCAGCCGGCGUGCGAGAGCUCACAUCGCCGAGCUGGAUUUUCGAACAGACCCCCCGGUUCGAAUUUGCCAGCGGCAUGCUCGAGCACCACGAGGUCAAACUCUGCGCAAACCGCGGCGUCUUGAAAUCGCUGAUGGUGCGAAGCCCAGUCCCCGACUCGCAGCCAAGUACUGGGAACGAGGUGGCCUGGGCAAUGCGAAAGCUACAAUUCGGGAAGCAGGAAAGACCAGAAACGGAGACGGGAAAGGGAACCGAGUCGGAAGAGGUGGAGCCGGUGGUGCUAGAUGAGGAAGUCAAGCUACAUGACAUGAAGAGUUGGAAGGAGUUGCUCAACACUCGCACCAGCAAGCGUACAGCAAAGGCUAUCGAGAAUUCGACGAGCACGGGCACCGAGACAACGGACGUGCCGGAUGCUUUGGUCCAGAGACUCGAAGCCAUAUUUCCCAGAUAUAAACAGGGCGGUUAA